UUCUCUCUUCGUUGGCCAUCAUUGUGUGUUCUUUUGACUGCCAUCUUCGACAUGUCUUCUCAUAAGACUUUUAGAAUCAAGCGAUUCCUGGCCAAGAAGCAAAAACAGAAUCGUCCUAUUCCUCAAUGGAUUCGAAUGAAAACUGGCAAUAAAAUCAGGUACAACUCCAAGAGGAGACAUUGGAGAAGAACCAAGCUGGGUCUGUAAGGAAUGGCACAUGAUGGCACGCAUUUUGAUUCUGUACCAAGUUCACUAGCACCUUCAAGUGGAAAGAGUUCCCCUUUCUGAACAGCUGGACUUAUUUUUUGGGGGAAAAUCCUGGCAUUUCUUUGCUUUUAUGUUUCUGCAUAAAUAAG
Molecule: messenger RNA, 356 nt
Organism: Choloepus didactylus (southern two-toed sloth)
Lineage: Eukaryota; Metazoa; Chordata; Mammalia; Pilosa; Megalonychidae
Product: 60S ribosomal protein L39
Exons: 1
Coding region: 52-207 (51 amino acids)
Biological process (GO): translation
Cellular component (GO): ribosome; cytosolic large ribosomal subunit
Molecular function (GO): structural constituent of ribosome
Source: RefSeq, a predicted model, not a curated record